UCAGCAACCAACCAGUGGUUCAUCCCAGCCGUGAGAGGGGACAUCCCUCCUGGGUGUGCAGCCUAUGGCUUCGUGUGCGAUGGGACUCGCCUGCUGGUGUUUGGUGGGAUGGUGGAGUAUGGGAAAUACAGCAAUGACCUCUACGAGCUCCAGGCAAGCCGGUGGGAGUGGAAGAGACUCAAAGCGAAGACGCCCAAAAACGGGCCUCCUCCAUGUCCUCGGCUCGGGCACAGCUUCUCCCUUGUGGGUAACAAGUGCUACCUGUUUGGGGGUCUGGCCAACGACAGCGAGGACCCCAAGAACAACAUUCCGAGGCCUGUGGCCAAGGCUUUCUGUUUGGAGGUCGUCCCAAGUCGACGCCCCCUCUUGCUCUGUGGAGGCCGUCGGAUAAUGCCCGGCUUUGUGUGUGCCGCAGCCCAGAGGGCCCUGCCGCACAGCCUCGUGCGGCCCGGCCCGCCGCUGCAGCGGGGCUCGCCCUAG
Messenger RNA from Carlito syrichta (Philippine tarsier), 480 nucleotides. RefSeq names its product host cell factor 1-like. The record is from RefSeq and is a predicted model, not a curated record. Gene Ontology annotation, cellular component: histone methyltransferase complex. The transcript has 3 exons. The annotation marks the transcript as partial. NCBI's taxonomy places the organism in Eukaryota, Metazoa, Chordata, Mammalia, Primates, Tarsiidae. Gene Ontology annotation, biological process: chromatin remodeling; regulation of DNA-templated transcription. Gene Ontology annotation, molecular function: transcription coactivator activity; protein binding.